AUGUCCUAUAUGAGGUCAGACAGCAGCUGGUCCCAGCCACGGGACAUCAGCAGCCUGAUCCAGGCGUGCACCUUCAACAUCCAGAAGAUCAGCCAAAACUCUGGUCAGAUCAAAAAUCUUCUCCACCAACUGGGGACAAAGCAAGAAACCUCAGAGGUCCAGGAGAGGCUCCAACAGCUCCAGCACUACACCAACCAGCUGGCUAAAGAAACCAACAGUAACCUGAAGGAGCUGGGUUCACUGCCCCCGCCACUGUCUCCAUCAGAACAGAGGCAGCAAAAGCUGCAGAGGGAACGUUUGAUGAACGAUUUCUCCGCAGCCCUCAACAACUUCCAGGUGGUGCAGCGGAAAGCAGCUGAGAAAGAGAAGGAGUCGGUGGCCAGAGCUCGAGCUGGAUCCAGAGUCACGGGAGACAGAGGAUAUGUGAACGACCAGCUUGUUACAUUUGAAAAGGAAGAUGAAUGGAGUCAGAGCCAGACUCAGACUGAGGAGCCCACCAUCACUGAGGAGGACCUGGAGAUCAUCAGGGAGAGAGAGACUAACAUCAAACAGCUAGAGGCCGACAUUAUGGAUGUGAACCAGAUCUUCAAGGACCUGGCUGUGAUGAUCCACGACCAGGGAGAUAUGAUUGACAGCAUCGAGGCCAAUGUGGAGAGUGCUGAGGUUCAUGUAGACAGAGGGACAGUCCAGCUGCAGAAGGCAUCCUAUUACCAGAGGAAAUCCCGGAAGAGGAUGUGCAUGCUGGCCAUGGUGCUGUCGCUUGUGCUCAUCAUCCUCAUCAUCAUCAUCUGGCAGGCCAUCAAAUGAGAGGAGAGGAGGCCCAGUGAUACCUUCAGAUGACUUCCUGUGUGUGUGUGUGUGUGUGUGUGGGUAUGUGUGGAUGUAUUUAUGUGGGAUAAAUGAGCGGGAAUAACAGCGUGUUUCUUACGUUUUGUGUCUUUGAAGGCUAACAGCAACAUGUUAGGAAUAAAUCUGCCAAUAUUUCGUGAUGGUAUUCCAGACUAAGUUUUCCUUAAGUCAAAACCUGACGUAUUCAGUGCUUCCUCCUGUAGUUUAGGGACAUUAAAAGGCCACUAGAGACCAUGUACUUCAACUACCCCCACUACUGCAGCUAAUAGUAAUGGUAAUAAUCAGAUGGGGAUAAUGCAGACAGGAGGAGAUGAGUAGUUUAGGAUAUACAGCAUAUUGUAUGUAAAUUUGACAACAUUCAAACUGAGUUAACUAAGCCUCAGAUUAAAGGUAGUUAUGUUGGAGUGUGGCUCUGCCUGAACAAGGUGGAAAAUGCUUUAGCUUUGUCUGUGUGUGUGUGUGUGUGUGUGUGUGAG
This is a messenger RNA of Toxotes jaculatrix (banded archerfish), 1325 nucleotides long. RefSeq names its product syntaxin-12-like. Gene Ontology annotation, biological process: vesicle-mediated transport; intracellular protein transport; vesicle fusion. Bases 1 to 807 code for a protein of 268 amino acids. NCBI's taxonomy places the organism in Eukaryota, Metazoa, Chordata, Actinopteri, Toxotidae. The record is from RefSeq and is a predicted model, not a curated record. Gene Ontology annotation, molecular function: SNARE binding; SNAP receptor activity. Gene Ontology annotation, cellular component: postsynaptic recycling endosome; synaptic vesicle membrane; endomembrane system. The transcript is spliced from 9 exons.